CAGCCAGAGGGGCCAGAAAAGCAGCCCAGGAAGCAGGUGCCACCAAUACUGCUGGAUAAGCAGUUCUCAGAAUUCACACCAGACAUUACACCCAUUAUUUUGGCUGCCCAUACGAACAAUUAUGAGAUCAUAAAACUUCUUGUACAGAAGGGGGUUUCUGUACCUAGACCACAUGAAGUCCGCUGCAAUUGUGUUGAAUGCGUCUCAAGCUCAGAUGUGGACAGCCUUCGCCAUUCUCGAUCCAGACUCAACAUUUACAAAGCUCUGGCAAGUCCAUCUUUGAUUGCGUUGUCCAGUGAGGAUCCUUUCCUUACAGCAUUUCAACUGAGUUGGGAGCUUCAGGAACUGAGUAAGGUAGAAAAUGAGUUUAAGUCAGAAUACGAAGAGCUCUCACAUCAAUGCAAGCAAUUUGCAAAAGACCUCCUGGAUCAGACACGGAGUUCCAGGGAAUUGGAAAUUAUUCUAAAUUACAGAGAUGACAAUAGCUUGAUAGAAGAACAGAAUGGUAAUGAUCUUGCACGAUUGAAGCUGGCAAUUAAGUACCGACAAAAAGAGUUUGUUGCCCAGCCCAAUUGUCAGCAGCUGCUUGCAUCUCGCUGGUACGAUGAGUUUCCAGGCUGGAGGAGGCGGCACUGGGCAGUGAAGAUGUUGACAUGUGCCGUGAUUGGACUCCUGUUCCCUGUCUUCUCUGUGUGCUACCUGAUCGCUCCCAAAAGCCCAUUAGGGCUGUUCAUCAAAAAGCCAUUUAUCAAAUUUAUCUGUCAUACUGCAUCCUACUUGACUUUUCUGUUUCUGCUGCUCCUUGCCUCUCAGCACAUCGACAGGUCAGACUUGAACAUGCAGGGGCCACCGCCAACUGUCGUCGAGUGGAUGAUAUUACCGUGGGUCCUGGGUUUCAUAUGGGGUGAAAUUAAACAGAUGUGGGAUGGUGGACUACAGGAUUACAUUCAUGACUGGUGGAACCUAAUGGAUUUCGUAAUGAACUCCUUGUACUUGGCAACAAUUUCUUUGAAAAUUGUUGCAUUUUCAAAGUAUAGUGGGUUACACCCACGACAAAGCUGGGAUAUGUGGCAUCCCACACUGGUGGCUGAGGCAUUGUUUGCUAUUGCAAACAUCUUUAGUUCCCUGCGCUUGAUCUCAUUAUUUACUGCAAAUUCUCACCUGGGUCCUCUGCAAAUAUCUCUAGGAAGAAUGUUACUGGACAUUUUAAAGUUUCUAUUCAUAUACUGUCUCGUGCUGCUAGCUUUUGCAAAUGGGUUGAACCAGCUGUACUUCUAUUAUGAAACAAAUGAACCCAACAGCUGCAAAGGAAUACGGUGUGAAAAGCAGAAUAAUGCAUUUUCAACACUAUUUGAAACACUACAGUCAUUAUUCUGGUCUAUAUUUGGUCUCAUCAAUCUGUACGUGACCAAUGUAAAAGCACGACAUGAGUUUACUGAAUUUGUUGGGGCCACCAUGUUUGGAACCUAUAAUGUCAUCUCGCUGGUUGUUCUACUCAACAUGUUAAUUGCCAUGAUGAAUAACUCUUACCAGCUCAUUGCUGAUCAUGCAGACAUCGAAUGGAAGUUUGCUCGAACAAAGCUUUGGAUGAGUUACUUUGAAGAAGGAGGGACUCUGCCCACUCCCUUCAAUGUUUUACCAAGCCCCAAGUCACUCUGGUAUCUGAUCAAAUGGACAUGGAGACAUCUGUGCAAGAAAAAGAUUAGAAGAAAACCCGAAAGUUUUGGAACCAUAGGGAGGCGUGCAGCUGAUAAUUUGAGGAGACAUCAUCAAUACCAGGAAGUGAUGAGAAAUCUUGUUAAGCGAUACGUUGCCGCAAUGAUAAGAGAUGCCAAAACUGAAGAAGGACUCACAGAAGAGAAUUUUAAGGAGUUAAAGCAAGAUAUUUCCAGCUUUCGUUUUGAAGUCCUGGGUUUGUUGAAAGGAAACAGACUUUCUAAUUUGCAAACUUCAAAAAUCAACAAAGAAGCCUCUUCUUUGUUAGAGACUGAUGAAAACUGUGAGAGUGGAGGAAAGGAGAAAGUAAAGAAAAAGAACUUCAGCCUUUUUGAUAUAACUACACUGAUUCAUCCAAGAUCAGCUGCUAUAGCCUCUGAACCACAUAACUUAAGCAAUGGAGCUGCACUGAUGGUGUCUGAGCCCAUAAAGGAGAAACAAAAAAGGGUGAACUUUGUAACAGACAUAAAAAGCUUUGGAUUAUUUCAUAGACGAUCAAAAACAAGCUCCCUGGAACUGAGUGGAAAUAAAAUAUACUCUGUGUCUGAAGAAGUUUCACAACAACAGGGGGAUGAACAAUGCGAGAAAACUACUGAACUGGAAGGGGAAAAAAUGGUCAUGAACUGUGAAUUAAGUGUCCAAGGUCUCAAUGAAAAGUGCAUGCUAACAAACAAUAAGCAAACCGACAGUGAGACUUUGGAUUCACAGCACGAGGAGAAUGAUUGUGCUGUGGAAGCCGAGAAGACAGAGGUGCAGGACUCAGACCCCCCUACACCAGAGGAUUUGCUGGACAAGAAGUUGGACAUUACCAGGGACUCGGAGAUGAACGAAGAGACAGUUGUUCAGGAUGAUUAUGUAACAACGAGGUUGUGAUGCGAGUGGGAGUGAGCAUAUACAAAUAUAUAUAUUUUGCAUAGUGCUUUUUUGGGCAGGAUGUUUUAAAAGUUAUAUUAGAAAGUAUAGAAUUACACUUUAUAGUAUUCAACAACCAUGGCACAUGAACUUGUAACAUAAUUAGGUGAAGGAAAGACAAUAGAGGAACCUUCUGUUUUGUAGCCUGCUUUAGCUUUCACAAUUUGUUUUACAUUUUUUUAAUAAAUGGAAGCAUCUUGUAUUCUUGUACUGUUGCAAUAACCCACAGAAACUUUUUAGCUAUCUUUUUUCAAUUAAAACAAAUGCAAUUUCUCUCAUAUGAUAGUUGACUCCUAUGAUAAAUAUUUUUCUAUGCAAAUAAAAAGUAGCUUAAUCUUGUAAGCCUUUACUUAACUUUUUUAGUUCCUUAAAGAUAAUGGGCAGCAUAAUAAUCCAUAAGCAGUUUCUGUCAAUACAAUUAUUUAAAUGGGUAGAAAUUUGAUUUGCUUCAAAUGUUAUGGAAAUAAAUUAAAACAUAAUAUAUCAUUUAUUUAUUGAAAGAGUGUUAAUAACUGUACAUUAUGAAUAAUUUUCCUAUUUGGUUAUUUAAUUAUACUUCCCUGUCUCCCACAUAGUUAUGACCCUACUGAUGACAUUGUUACAAUUUAAUUUGCAAAAAAAAUGGGUUGUAUAAAAUGUUUCCUUUCUUAUAGUAAACAAAAUGUUUAUGGCUUGCUACAAUUUUAUGACUGUUUAUUCCGAAAGCAAUCACAAUCAGUACCAGCUAUUAUUUCUCCAAACAUCUGCUUUUUCCAAAUGUGGGCACACUAUGCACUUCAGUAUACAAUUGCUCAUUAGCUUCUGCCUUCAUAUUACAACUGCAUUUGAUAAGAGCAAGAUUACUUCAGAAAAAAUCCUCCUAAAUAUUAGAAAAAUAUGACAAUCUGCAAGGAAUAUUUGAAAGGCAAACCUAACAGAGGUUUUCUGGAUCAUCACAGAGUUUUGGGGAACCUAAUGGAUGAUUUUAUACAAAAAUACAUAGACAUUCAAAUGUAUAAUAGA
Messenger RNA from Chelonoidis abingdonii (Abingdon island giant tortoise), 3630 nucleotides. RefSeq names its product transient receptor potential cation channel subfamily C member 4 (gene TRPC4). Gene Ontology annotation, cellular component: plasma membrane; cation channel complex. The record is from RefSeq and is a predicted model, not a curated record. Gene Ontology annotation, biological process: regulation of cytosolic calcium ion concentration; calcium ion transmembrane transport. Lineage: Eukaryota; Metazoa; Chordata; Testudines; Testudinidae. Gene Ontology annotation, molecular function: protein binding; store-operated calcium channel activity; inositol 1,4,5 trisphosphate binding.